Messenger RNA from Lotus japonicus, 2299 nucleotides. Its product is annotated as provicilin-like. The coding region runs from base 395 to 2161 and encodes 588 amino acids. NCBI's taxonomy places the organism in Eukaryota, Viridiplantae, Streptophyta, Magnoliopsida, Fabales, Fabaceae. The record is from RefSeq and is a predicted model, not a curated record. The transcript is spliced from 6 exons.
GACAGUGGAACACACACAUUAACUUAACAUUAACACUCUCGAUCAGCACAAAAAGCCAAACCAAUCGUGACAGAGGAAGACAAACAUUACGUACCCAGCUGAAGACAAUGUCCAAGUUCAUCAAAUUCAAACAAAACACAACCGCGCCGGUUCGCUUCAUUUAUCCACCAUAGCAGAUGCAGCCCGCCGCGUCCAUCGGAACUGGACCCCAAACUCCAUGCACAACAACACGUAUGCAAUUGAGCUGUCCACAUGCAUGCCACUCUGUGGCCAAAUGUCGCUGCAUCUUCAUCAGAACAGAGGAGCUUUCACUUCUAUAACUAUAAAUACCCCUGUUCUCCCCUGAGUUUCAUCAUCAUCGACAAAGAGUGAGUUCAAUCUUAUCCAACUCAUCAUGGCUAGUACUGAAAUGAAAGCAAGGUUUCCUCUGUUACUUUUGCUGGGAAUUCUCUUCCUAGCUUCAGUUUCUGUCUGUUACGGCAUUGUCUCCCAUGACAAGGAAGACGAUGAUCGACGACCAUGGUGGCCUGAACCUGAAAGAGAGGAGGAAAAGCAUCAUCAAAGGACCAGGGGAAGUGAGGAAGGUGAAAAAGAAGAACGUGAACGACAUCAGGAGCCAGGACAUCGAGAAAGGGCACGCCAGGAGGGUGAGAAGGAGGAAGAUGAACGACAACCAUGGUGGCAACCUGGACGUGGAGAAGAAGAAGGAGAGUGGAGAGGCUCUCGCCGUCUUGAAGAUCCUGAUGAGAGGGAGAGAGUGAGGGAAAGAACAGAGCGAGCAAAGAAAUGGAGGCGAGAGACAGAGGAGAGGGACACACCUCGUCGACCACACCACCGUGAGAGUGAAGAAGAGGAAGGUUCUUCUUCUUCUUCUUCUUCAGAGUCCUCACGGAGGAGUCAACGAAGGAACCCCUUCUACUUCAGGUCUAGUUCUAGCAGGUUCCAGACUCGCUUCCAGAAUGAAUACGGUUACGUUCGUGUCCUCCAAAGGUUCGAUGAGCGAUCAAAGCUGUUUGAGAAUCUCCAAAACUAUCGAAUUUUUGAGUUUAAGGCCAAACCCCAUACCGUUGUUCUGCCUCACCACAAUGAUGCUGAUUCCAUCGUUGUCAUCCUCAGUGGGAAAGCCAUAAUUACCUUAGUGAAUCCUAAUGACAGAGAGUCCUUCAACCUUGAGAGGGGUGAUGUCCUGGUACACCCUGCAGGAACCAUAGCUUAUGUAGCUAACCAUGAUGAUAAUGAGAAUCUCAGAAUCGCUAAAAUCAUUAUUCCUGUUAAUAGACCUGGCGAAUUUCAGGCUUUCUACCCCUCUAACACUGAACCUCAAGAAUCCUACCUGAAUGGAUUCAGCAGGAAUAUACUAGAGGCUUCCUUCAAUGCUGAAUACAAUGAGAUAGAGAGGGUUCUGUUACGAGGAGGAGAACAGAGGCAGGAACAGGGUUUGAUAGUGAAAGUGUCACGGGAUCUGAUUCAACAACUAAGCAGACAUGCAAAAUCCAGCUCAAGAAAGAGAACUUCUUCUGAACCUGAGCCAUUCAACUUGAGAAGCCGUGAUCCAAUCUAUUCCAACGAGUUUGGCAAGCACUUUGAGAUCAAUCCAAACAGAAAUUCGCAGCUCAGAGACUUUGACAUCUUUCUCAGCUCAACUGAGAUCAGGGAGGGAUCUAUUUUCCUGCCACACUACAAUUCAAGGUCCACAGUGAUUCUUGUGGUGAAUGAAGGAAGAGGAGAGUUUGAACUUGUGGCUCAAAGGAAGCAACAACAGCAGAGGAGAAAUGAAGAAGAUGAAGAAGAGGAAGAGGAACAACCUCGCAUUGAGGCUCAGAGGUUCAGAGCAAGGUUGUCUCCUGGUGAUGUUGUGGUGAUCCCAGCAGGUCAUCCAGUUGCAAUAAACGCUUCCUCAGAUCUCAAUUUCAUUGCCUUUGGUAUCAAUGCUGAGAACAACCAGAGGCACUUCCUUGCAGGUGGUGAUGACAAUGUGAUAAGCCAGAUAGAGAAGGUAGUGAAAGAGAUUGCAUUCCCUGGGUCUGCUGAAGAUAUUGAAAGGCUGAUAAAGAAUCAGAGGAACUCCCACUUUGCAAAUGCUCAGCCUCAGCAAAGGGAGGAGGGAGGACAUGGAAGAAGAGGCCCAUUAUCUUCAAUUUUGGGCGCUUUUACCAAGUGAACUGAUCUAUGUGCAUGUAAGAGUGUAAGGGCUCAUAGUGACCCAAAAAUGAUGUAGCUGCUCAUGUAACUACAACUAGAGCUCCGCCUUUGUGCUACAAAUAAAUAAAUUAAUUAAGAAUAAUAGUUGUGUCUUAAA